AGCUGGAGGAUAUCCAUCCAUUUCGAGACAUAAUAUCUUACCACUGUUAGUUUUCACCUAUACUCAUAUUCAGAUGCCUACUUUAAAUCGUUGUCGUUCAUAGGCGUUCAAUGAUGGCUUUCGAAGUUAUUAACGCAACGAGUGGAUUUAUUCCCUGAAAUAUUAAACAGUGGAGAAAAUCUUAUUUCCCCGCAAUUUAUUUUCCUCUUUAUUUCGACAGCUGUUAGGCGUUAAACGCAACAGUCGCUUUCGUCCGUUAGGAUCUAAUAUUUAAGACGCAAAUAACGUUUUAUAGACAGAAAGAGGGAUCCUUUUUACUUCUGUCAUUAAACACCUUCAGUCUGGAGUCAUAGGCUGUCUGCAACGAAGCGAAUAAGAAAUGAUGGCAUGAUUGUGACAACAUGAAAAAGAAAAAGUGUGGAGGAAUAUUUUUCCACCGCUUUUGAAAUCACCAUAUGAACGUGGAGAAGGACUGACAGAAGAGCGAGUUGAGGAGCAGAGCACAAACAAACCUGCUGGAGCCUGGUUGCCAUGGAUCCCCCUCCCUCUCUGAGUCUGGCCCUUCUCAGUGGGAGUGAAGAUGAAGAGCAGCGUCCGUCCCUCCCUCUUAGUGGUAUCUCCCAUGCCUCCCUUUCUGGAAACUACCCUGGCAGCAACCACUCUAAUCACACAGGAGGCAACAGCAGCCUGGAGCGUCUCAAUGGCACUCCUUCACCAACUACGCCCAACCUUCCCCCAGCAUCGCUGCCCAAGUUACCCCUGUCCACAACUCCCCAGCUGUCCACGCCAAUCCCCAAUGCGCUCCACCCCACCAGCACGCCACUGUCCUCCUGCCUCGGUAGCCAACACAGCCUGAGCGGGGAGGCCUCGCCCGUCUACAACGCACUAUUCUACUCCUCACAUUCACCUUCCACCGAGAGAGAACGAGAGCGGGAGAGAGAGCGAGAUAGAGGAUGUAAGCACAGGCAGGCUAGUCCACUGGUACACAGGAGGGACAGUAACCCCUUUACAGAGAUCGCCAUGAGCUCGUGCAAGUACAGCGGUGGCGUGAUGAAGCCACUCAGCCGCCUCAGCGCCUCCCGCAGGAACCUCAUUGAGUCUGACAGCGGCAGUGACACCAAAGAGGGCGGUGCAAGUGCUGGCCAGGGUACUGCGCCCUCCUCUCAGAAUAGCCAAUCACAAUCCCAGAACCCUCCAGAGAUCGUUAUCUCCUCUAAAGAGGAUCCGCCUUAUGCACACGCUUAUGAACUCGAUGCAUCUGCCAAUCAAAUGUCCAUCUACCACCAGAACCACGCUCUCUCUGAGAGUAGGGGCAUGUUGGGGAUGGGUGGCAUGCCGGUGGGUGGGACUAAUGGAAGAAGGGGCGGUGCCGUGGGAGGGGUGGGGAGGACUGCUUCCAAAGCUACUAAACGUAAGAAUCAGAACAUCGGCUACAAACUAGGCCACAGGAGGGCACUGUUUGAAAAGAGGAAGAGACUUAGUGACUAUGCUCUCAUAUUCGGCAUGUUUGGCAUUGUUGUCAUGGUGAUUGAGACCGAGCUAUCCUGGGGUGUCUACAAUAAGAGCUCCAUGUAUUCUCUGGCAUUGAAGUGUCUUAUCAGCCUUUCCACAGUCAUCCUUCUUGGACUAAUCAUUGCUUACCAUGCUCGAGAGGUGCAGCUCUUCGUCAUUGACAAUGGUGCGGAUGACUGGCGGAUCGCAAUGACCAUGGAGCGAGUGCUGCUUAUCGCUCUGGAGCUAAUCGUCUCGGCGGUUCACCCGGUGCCGGGGGACUUCAAGUUCAUGUGGCGGGCACGGCUGGCCUUCUCCUACGCUCCCUCGCAGGCGGAGGCAGAUCUGGACAUGGUGCUGUCUGUGCCCAUGUUCCUUAGACUCUACCUCAUUGCCCGAGUAAUGCUACUACACAGCAAGCUCUUCACCGACGCCUCUUCUCGCAGCAUAGGGGCACUAAACAAGGUGCACUUUAACACACGGUUUGUGAUGAAGACUCUGAUGACCAUCUGCCCAGGCACAGUGCUGCUCGUCUUCAGUAUCUCCCUGUGGAUCAUCGCUGCCUGGACCGUAAGAGUGUGUGAGAGGUACCAUGAUGCUCAGGAUGUAACUAGUAAUUUUUUGGGUGCCAUGUGGUUAAUCUCCAUCACCUUCCUCUCCAUUGGAUAUGGAGACAUGGUGCCUCACACCUACUGUGGCAAGGGAGUGUGUCUGCUCACAGGAAUUAUGGGAGCAGGAUGCACUGCAUUGGUUGUUGCCGUGGUAGCCAGGAAGCUUGAGCUGACAAAGGCAGAGAAGCAUGUGCACAACUUUAUGAUGGACACACAGCUCACCAAACGGAUAAAGAAUGCAGCGGCAAAUGUUCUACGAGAGACUUGGCUGAUAUACAAGCACACCAAACUGAUGAAGAAGAUUGACCACUCCCGUGUACGCAAGCAUCAGAGGAAGUUCCUCCAAGCCAUUCACCAAUUGCGAAGUGUUAAAAUGGAGCAGAGAAAACUCAGUGAUCAAGCCAAUACUUUGGUGGACUUAUCAAAGAUGCAAAGCGUCAUGUAUGAAUUGAUGUCAGAGCUGAAUGACCGCAGUGAGGAUCUGGAGAGGCAGAUGUUAGGUCUGGAGCAGCGGGUGGAGCAGUUGACAGCCGGCUUUAUCGCUCUGCCCGCUCACCUGUCCGCCACUCUCACUGCCCAGCAUGCUGCACUUGUUCAACUGCUGCGUGAGCGUGAUGCCAAGGUCCUGAGCCCCACUGUGCCCUCUGUGCUCUCACCCACCGCUGCCAACAUGCCUCUAGCCAACCCCCCCUCUGGCUCCAUCACCACCCUUGCCCAGCCCACCGAGGACAGCCCCAACACCAGCACCUCCAACUGCUGAGAGCGCUGGCAUGGGCAGGGCCUCUGGGGUGGAGAGAUGGAUGAAUAGUCAAAAUAACGCAUACACAUAAAAUGCACUGUAACUACAAGUAUUACACAGCUUAACACCACAGAAUAUAUCAUGACGGAGGAGAGGCUAACAUUUGCACAAAUACCCUAUGACAAAACUGCCAUAUUUCAUGUAGUCCACAAGAAGGAGAUACCUUACUGUUAACAUGAAUGUAUACAUUUCAGAAGACACUGACACAUACAUAUACAUGUUAACAUGCAUGGACACACACACACACACACUUUCUCUAAUUUUGUCUUUGCUACCAAAGUGCUCUGUCUAUAUUUGACUGAAAUGGACUAAAGUGUGAGUUGCAAAUGAGGGACUGGGGUGGGCGGGGGGUGUUUAGAGAGAUACAGAUAUAAAUAAUGAAUACCUGAGAAUGUUAUGAUGGAAAAAUCAUCAUAGAAAUCUGGACAGCACUUUUUUUUACAGUCUUCAAGAGACUGACAGCCAUUUGAGCAAAGUAUUAUUACAAAGAGCGACGCUAAAGCCAGUCAGUUUCAGUCAGUACAUUAUAAAACCACCCCAUCAAGGUGGAACAGCUGCUCACACGGAAAUAACUGUAGAAUGAGGGAUUAUAGUCAUUUUCUGAGUGGAAUUGCUUCUAUUAUAAUGGUGUGUUGGAAUAAGACUGUUUUACUUCUAACCCCAUUUCAAUGGAGACUAUUUUGAUAACUGACUAAUAGUGACACCCUGUGGCCGGAAUACUGAAUUAUAUCCGCUUGGAAUAUUGUACAGUAUGCUAUUACUGAAACUUAGCUUUGUAUCGCUCAGUUUUUUACCAUUAAUAAUUACUAACGCAGUUAUAGCUCAUAUUUAAUAUAAUUAUACAAUAUAAUUUUUCUCAUUCGUCAUAAAAAUUAUGAUUGCUGUACAAAUAAUGAUUUUAUUAAUAUUCAUUAUAGAUAAGGGAGGUGCCGUUUGAGGUUUAAAUUAUUUUGUAAUUUUAUUUUACC
Molecule: messenger RNA, 3869 nt
Organism: Myxocyprinus asiaticus (Chinese sucker)
Lineage: Eukaryota; Metazoa; Chordata; Actinopteri; Cypriniformes; Catostomidae
Product: small conductance calcium-activated potassium channel protein 2-like
Exons: 10
Coding region: 532-2862 (776 amino acids)
Biological process (GO): potassium ion transmembrane transport
Cellular component (GO): neuron projection; plasma membrane; neuronal cell body
Molecular function (GO): calmodulin binding; small conductance calcium-activated potassium channel activity
Source: RefSeq, a predicted model, not a curated record